Messenger RNA from Zea mays, 2009 nucleotides. RefSeq names its product shaggy-related protein kinase alpha-like. The record is from RefSeq and is a predicted model, not a curated record. Lineage: Eukaryota; Viridiplantae; Streptophyta; Magnoliopsida; Poales; Poaceae. Gene Ontology annotation, biological process: peptidyl-threonine phosphorylation; signal transduction; cell differentiation. Gene Ontology annotation, molecular function: protein serine/threonine kinase activity; ATP binding. The transcript is spliced from 15 exons. Bases 364 to 1665 code for a protein of 433 amino acids. Gene Ontology annotation, cellular component: cytoplasm; nucleus.
UCAAUGACGCUAUGCUAACGUCCGGGUUCAUUUUCUUGGGCUUCGCUCGGUCGUUUCUUGCGGCAGCGUCUGUUCAUUUCGUUUGCUUGCUUCGUCGUGGCUGCCUCCCCUUUAUAGAAAGGCUAAAGCGUUGCACGGUCUGUUGCCUCAUCAGGUGUGGUUUUGGCUGUAAUGCGUUGGCAACUGAGCUUCAUAGGACCAUGAAGAAAAUGGACAGUAGCCUAUUAACUGAGAGUCUGAGACUUUACUGGUUAAUCAGGAAAUGUCUCCCGUUCACAAAAAAGAAGGACAUGAGAAGUGGGGGGUGGUGACUCUGGCUCCAAAAGACCAAAGUUUGAGCAGGAUGGAGCAGGAGAUAUUGUUAUGGAGCCACACUUAACCGAGGAUAAACCUGUGCGGAUAGACCAAGAAUCAUCGUCAACAUCUAAUAGGGAUGCUGAGGCAAGCACAUCUACUAGCAUGAAACCUGUUAAAACUGAAGAAGCAGGAGCAGAUCUUCUUCCCAAAGAGAUGAAUAUUAUGACAAUUAGCGACGAUAAAGCUGAUGGCCAUAAUGAUAAGGAAGGUGAGGGUGUUACACUUGAUGGGACUGGAACAGAGACAGGGCAGAUAAUUGUGACAACAAUAGGAGGUCACAAUGGGAAGCCAAAGCAGAAGGUCUCAUACAUGGCAGAAUUGGUUGUUGGUACUGGUUCGUUUGGUAUUGUUUUCCAGGCGAAAUGCUUGGAAACUGACGAGACGGUGGCGAUAAAAAAGGUGUUACAAGAUAAGCGCUACAAGAAUAGAGAGCUCCAGACUAUGCAGUUACAUGACCACCCGAAUGUAGUUCAGCUGAAGCAUCACUUCUUUUCAACAACUCAAAAGGGAGAAGUUUACCUCAACCUUGUACUUGAAUUUGUAUCCGAGACAGUUUAUCGUGUUGCCAAAUACUACAACCGGAUGAACCAGCGUGUACCCAUAAUAUAUGUUAAGUUGUAUGCAUAUCAGAUGUGCCGUGCGCUUGCUUACAUCCAUCGAGUUGUCGGUGUGUGUCAUCGUGAUAUUAAACCUCAAAAUCUACUGGUCAAUCCUCAUACACAUCAACUUAAGAUUUGUGAUUUUGGGAGCGCUAAAAAAUUGGUCCCUGGUGAGCCUAACAUAUCGUACAUUUGCUCGCGGUAUUAUAGGGCUCCUGAACUAAUAUUUGGAGCUACGGAGUAUACCACUGCGAUCGAUAUCUGGUCUGUUGGCUGUGUAGUGGCUGAGCUUCUGAUUGGUCAGCCUUUGUUUCCUGGUGAAAGUGGUGUUGACCAACUGGUGGAAAUAAUAAAGAUUUUGGGUACUCCAACAAGAGAGGAGAUCAGGUGCAUGAAUCCAAAUUAUUCCGAAUUCAAGUUCCCUCAGAUAAAAGCCCAUCCAUGGCACAAGCUUUUUGGUAAGCGCAUGCCACCCGAGGCUGUCGAUCUCGUGUCAAGGCUGCUCCAGUACUCACCGAACCUGCGCUGCACUGCUGUCGACGCCUGUGCCCAUCCGUUCUUCGAUGAGCUGCGGGACCCCAAGGCUUGCCUGCCGAACGGACGGCCAAUGCCACCGUUGUUCGACUUCACAGCAGCCGAACUCGAAGGGCUCCCCGCCGAGCUUGUCCACCGGAUCGUUCCUGAACACAUGAGGAAGGAAGUGAAUUAGGUGGACGGACGUACUGGGGCAAAAAAAAAAAAAAAAACUCCCUGUUUCUCUGUUGGUUCUGAGAGAUGUGUGAGGGCACGGAUAUGGAGGAGCGGUGGUGUAUUGUAAUUGUAAAGAGGGCUGAAAGAAAGGUCCCUCUGGUUGGGCGUGUCACCAAAGAGUGGCCCUAGAGGCAAACCUUACGUUUGCUCGUUGCCCUUGGUGUGUACCCAGAUGUGUAUCGAUGACAUAGGCUGGCUGCUGUAUCAUCAUCAGGGUUGACGCUGAACAAGAGAAAUUCAAGCAGGGUGCUGCUAGCUCGCUUCCUCCCGUAGCUGGAAACCCCAGAAUGCCAGUUUCCAUCA